Molecule: messenger RNA, 1312 nt
Organism: Hydractinia symbiolongicarpus
Lineage: Eukaryota; Metazoa; Cnidaria; Hydrozoa; Anthoathecata; Hydractiniidae
Product: membrane progestin receptor gamma-B-like
Exons: 1
Coding region: 126-1133 (335 amino acids)
Cellular component (GO): membrane
Molecular function (GO): signaling receptor activity
Source: RefSeq, a predicted model, not a curated record
AACUUCUGUAUAUUAUUGAUAAAAUAUAUUGUGAAGUGAAACAUUAGCGUUAACUGUAACUUAUAGUUAAAUGAAAGACGAAACUUACUGAAGACUUUUGUGGAGGAACUUUUAGUAAACUCAUAAUGGAACGCUCGCGAUUAAAAACACCAAAAGAAAUUAGAGCGAGUAAAUUCGGCUUGCAUCGCGAUUUUAUUGAUGCAGGGUUUCACGAACCAUAUAUUUUAAGCGGGUACAGGAAACCAUAUAUUACAGCACUGGAUUGUAUGAAAAGUACUUUUGUUUUUUCAUGCAACGAAUCAUUCAAUAUUCUUUCACACUUGAUUGCAUUUUCUUAUCUUGCUGCUAAAUAUGGAUAUGUUUUCACGAGCGAGUUAUCAUUACGUGAGCCGUUACACUGGCCUUUGUUUUCGUUAGCCGUUGGAAUGGCUGGUUUUUGCUUGAUGAGUGCUCUUGCCCAUAUGUUUAAUGCAAUGUCUCCACAGGCGAGGAACCGAUGUUUUUUCUUAGAUUAUGCUGCAAUAAGCAUCUACACAGUUGGGGCUGGACAAUCAUUUUAUUUUUACGUACGGCCAUUGAAUGCCUUAUCGACUUUAUUCGACUCGCCUAACCAGUUUCUUUAUAUAUCCAUAGCAACUUCGUUUUUAUCAACAACGUUAUGCUGCGCCUCAAGGACAAAAUGGCAUUCAGUGAAAUACAUAAUUCGCACGUUGGCAUAUGUUCUACCGUUUUUUGUAAACUCGUUCCCAUACUUUUAUAGAUUGUUUACAUGCGACAAUGAAAUUGAUUGCGAUACAACGUACUGGCCGUUGUACUUAAAACACGGCUUGUACCAUCUCUUGUCAGCCAUAGCUAACGUGACUAAAUUUCCGGAGCGGUUUAUUCCUGGUAAAUUCGACGCACUUGGUCAAAGCCACCAUCUUAUGCAUGUUCUUUUACCAAUUGGUUGCGAUUUAAAGUUUGAAUUCUUGAAGCACGAAAUGCUGCUACGAAAAGAGCAUUUGACUCAGCAUAAUAUACAACCAGAUGCGUACAACACUCUUUUGUUAAUGUUGGUCAGCAUUGUGGUUAAUGUUGGAAUUGCUCUAUUUAUCAAUGCUAGCCCUCCUGAAAAGAAGUUAAAAAAGAAAUAGAGCGUACCAAAAAAACUCCAAGAAAACUGCGUUAACUAUCUAGUCACUAAGUUAUAGUGGGAAAAGUUGUAAGAACUAAUAUAUAUCUGUAGUUAUACCCAGUUGUACCUAGGUUAUCUUAACGCUUAAUUAACUUGUUUUAAAAUAACGAAUUAAAACAAAAAAUAGCUGUCAAAAGA